Pygocentrus nattereri (red-bellied piranha) is the source of this 3266-nucleotide messenger RNA. It is a transcript of the gene plaub, whose product is annotated as plasminogen activator, urokinase b. Gene Ontology annotation, molecular function: serine-type endopeptidase activity. Lineage: Eukaryota; Metazoa; Chordata; Actinopteri; Characiformes; Serrasalmidae. The record is from RefSeq and is a predicted model, not a curated record. The transcript has 12 exons. Gene Ontology annotation, biological process: regulation of cell adhesion mediated by integrin; plasminogen activation. Bases 118 to 1488 code for a protein of 456 amino acids.
AGGGAUAAAAACACGGCUCACUUUCACAUCCACGCAGGAAGCCUAACCCAGCUGGAGCUCUGAGCAGGCAGAGAGGCUGUCCAGCUGUGAGAAGAGGUCGCUGUAUCGUGGGUCAGGAUGAGUUCUGUGCUGACGCUCAUCUGUACGUUUCUGGUGCUACAGAUGGUCACACACUGCACAGCGAAAGGCAGAGGGGGGCAGCUGUUCUCCAGAACACUACAGAACCCAAAAGUUCCGCAUUGUCUGAAUGGGGGCACAUCAGUCUCCGCUCUCUUCACAGGACGGCACAUGUUUUGUUUGUGUCCUGAUGGCUUCAGCGGCUCCUCCUGUGAGAUUGAUGACUCUGAGUCCUGUAUCAUUGGUAUGGGUCUGCGGUACCGGGGCCCUGUGGCUCAGACGGAGAGGGGGCGAAAAUGUAUGGAAUGGGAUCCGGAAAGCAGCCUGAGCGUGUUUGGUUCAGACAGCAGGGCUUUGGGUCUGGGACGACACAACCGCUGCAGAAACCCAGACUACAGCAGGAAGCCCUGGUGCUUCGUACAGGGGAAGUACGGUAGAGUUAAAGAGUACUGCAGUAUUCCACACUGCAACACAGAGCCUGCCCCACCAGCCCCACCAGCCCCACCAGCCCCACCACUGUCUCCCACCAGCAGCUCAGACUCAGGCUGGCGUUGUGGUGAACGUCCUGCACUGAGGUUAAAGAUCGUGGGCGGCUCUCUGAGCACAGUGGAGCUUCACCCCUGGAUGGCCACAGUGUUCUGGAGAUCAUCGGAUCAGAGCAGAGUGUUCCGCUGUGCUGGGAGCCUCAUCGCCUCCUGCUGGGUUCUCACGGCAGCGCACUGCUUUCCUGACGGUGCUGACACUGAUGUCUGUAGGCUGUGGGUGGUCCUGGGGAAGGCCGCCCUGAAUGAAACGGACCAGAGGAAAGAGCAGGAGUUCGGAGUGACGGAGCUCCACACGCAUGAAAACUUUGACAUCAUUGACGACAGCUUCAACAACGACAUCGCAUUGCUGAGGAUCAGUGGUCCGGAUGGUGCCUGUGCGGUAGAGUCCAACUCCGUGAGGACAGUGUGUGUCGCUGCUCCUGAUUCCACACUUCCAGACGGAACUUCCUGCGAGAUUGCUGGAUACGGGAAAGAAGAGCAAGGGUUGUGGUAUAACUCUCAGUAUCUCAGAGAGGGAAAAGUCAACCUGCUGCCACAGGAUUUAUGUUCCAGCAAGAGGUACUAUGGCAACAUGAUCACCGAAAACAUGCUGUGUGCUGGAGCUCCAGAUUGGAGUGUGGACGCCUGUAAGGGGGACUCUGGUGGUCCGUUGGUGUGCAGUGUGAACGACAGCCUGUUCCUGUACGGAGUGGUGAGUUGGGGUGAAGGAUGUUCCAGAGAGUUCCGACCUGGGGUUUAUACAAGAGUCUCUAAAUACAACCACUGGAUCCAGCAGAAAACGGGCCAGAUCCCAAACACUGCGACAUCUCAUCACCUGCAGGAGUGACCCGCACCUCCACACACUCCACACACAGCAUUUCUGAAAGAGAAUGUGUAUCAGUUUAAACAGUAUUCCCCUUUACUUUCUCCACCAAUUGUACAGGGAGGUUCACUCGAAAGAGGCCCCGAAUAUUCUGUAAUAACUCCCUCUAGGACGAAGCAAUCUGAACCAAACAAUGUGCAAAGAGCUCCUCAGUACAUGGAGCUUCGAAUAAGCUGGGAUGCCCCUGCAUCGGAGCGAUGGGGUAGGCGCUGGACAGCCGUCGCAAUGUUUAACCUCUCUAAUGCUUUCCGAUACCACAAAAUACACUGCAUCGAAAUGUGUCUGGCAGAAAGUAGAGAUCACUUCCAGCAUUGCAGGUAAUGCAGUCGAUCAAGGCAUGUAGAGCAGUUUUUGGUGCAGAUGGUUUCAUCCUAACAGGAGUUACAGCAGAAUAUUCGGGGCCUCUUUCGAGUGAAUCUCCCUGUAGUUAAUUAGUCAAGCCAUGUUUAGUGCCUGCAGUUUGUUUCUUUGGUUUUGCACUGGGACUAUAAGUGGGCUUGAGCUGGUUGGCAAUAGUAUCAUCAAUCACCGACAGUUUCCAACUGUGUCGAUGUGAUGUUAGUCCAAGUCCUGAAUCAGUCCUAAUGUGUCUUCUGGGUCUAGAACAUUCAGCAUUUUUCUUACCCGUGGUCAUACUUGUGUAACCGAUAAAGCCGUGCUGCAGCCUUCCACACACGGAAUGGCUUUUCUCACCAAACACGAAAGGGGGGCUUAGAAGGCUUUUAGGGUUUGAUUACGUCAGUCAUUAAAAACGAGAAAGAUGUGGGGCAACCGUCUAAGCGUUGGCUCUGUCACCAGGAGAUCACGAGUUCAGUCCCUGGUGAUGCUACAGCUGUCCGUGGUCGGGAGACCAAGAGAGCUGUCCUCUCUUUCUCUGGGUGGUCAGAAUGGACCCCCCCUGCCAUCACUCAGCUCGAUGCUAGUCUAUUAAUUGACGUGACAGGUCUGGCGGUUAGUGUUCUUCUCUGAGAGCGUUCAGCUGUCCAUAGACAUUGCGUUCGUGGCAGAUGCUUCCCAGGAAUCGGAGGAAGCCUGCGCUGUCUUUCGCCCUCCUAGCACUGGUGGUGUCGUGUGAUUGAGGGAGCCCUAACUAAUUGGAUACGUCUGAAUUGAGGAGAAAAUUGGAAAUAUUGGAAUUGGCAAUAGCUAUAGCUUCCUUUAGUCUAUUUCACAGAGUUAAAAUUUAAUCAUUUCACUAUUUUAACGAGGCCUACAAUAAACCUACAAUACAAACUGUGAAACCACUAAACCACCCCAGAACAUCAUCCCUGCUGACCGCUGGGGUGUAGGCUUCCGUUACCUGUUAGCUUCGUUAGUGUAUCGUCCGUUCACGCUCGGUCCUGGUCGUUCUGUUUGCCUUUUUUCUUGGUUUUCUAGUGCUGUGUGUGUUUUUGUUUAUCUGCCGUGUGCUUUUGUUUUCUUGUGACAUGUGCUUUUGUUGUCUUGUUGGCUCCUCCCCUGUCCUGCACCUGUUCUUUGUCUCCCAGCCCCGCCCCCUCAUUGGUCUCAGGUGUUUCUCGUUUUCUGUUGGUAUUUAUACCCCUGUGGUUGCUCAGUCCCUUCGUCUUGCAUUGUGUGUCUAUAUAUUCUGUUGCUUGUUUCCCCUCGUUGUUGGUUUUGUUUCUUGUUUGAUUCUUGUUUACUUUGUUGUGCCGUAUAAUGGAUUUGUCUGUCCCCCUCACCUCUGUUGCUGUGUUUUUAAAAUCUGACUCGUGUUUUAAUAAAAUCAACUCGCACUUGCA